GCAGCCGAUAAAUAUCCUUGCCUGCAGCUGGAGGUGGAGAGUCAGCGUCAGCUGCAGCAGGUUGUGUGUUCCGCGGGUCCUGCACACGGGGCUUGGCUGGAAGACACGCGGGGAUCCCGGGCAGAUUUACACACGAGGAUGGCUUGUGAAAUCAUGCCGCUGCGAAGCUCACAGGAAGAUGAAAGACCUUUGUCACCUUUCUAUCUGAGUGCUCAUGUGUCCCAAGUCAGCAAUGUUUCAACAACUGGAGAACUCUUAGGAAGAACCAUCAGAUCAGCAGUAGAAGAACGUCUUUUUGAUGUCAACAGCUCUGGAGAUCAAAGUUCAGAGGACUUGGAAGCUGGACCAUCAUCAGCAUCUUCUACACCCACCAGGCAGCAAGGGCUUCAGUUUAAAAAGGAGGAGGAUGCUUGGCAUGGUAGAGACAAGGAACUUAUCAAUAAAGAGAAUAUUCCAUAUGGCUUCAACAACUGUGAUGAGUGUAUUUUGAAUAGCCAGGAAGCAGAAAGGUUCCAGGAUGACACUUGUGAUUAUGUUGGGGAAAGAAGCAAACCCAAGCGUCAGAAGUCGAGUCCCGGGCUCGCAGAGCUCAGUGAAAAUCACGAUGGGCUCCUGAACAUGGAAAGUCUUAGUUCCAUGCAGUCACAUGAAAGACCUGGACCUGAAGCUGUUGAACUGGAGUCUUAUAAGAGCAAAGAAAAUGAAAGACGUUGUAGAGACACUCAGCAUUAUGAGAGCUCCACAAUGAAGAUUCAGGAGCACCCCAGUAUAUCUGACACCAAACAACAGAGGAAUCAAGAUCCUGAUGAUCAGCAGGAGAGCUUUGUCUCUGAAAUGCCACAGUUGGACCUGACAGCAUUGUGCGAUGAGAAGAACUGGGAAGAACCCAUCCCUUGCUGGCAGCAAGAAAAUGUAGACUCUGAUGAAGCCCGCCUUUCCCCUCAGGCUGGGCGCCUGAUUCACCAGCUUCUGGAUGAAGAUAGCGACCCCAUGCUGUCCCCUAGGUUCUAUGCCUAUGGGCAGAGCAGGCAGUACCUGGAUGACACAGAAGUGCCUCCUUCUCCCCCUGACUCCCAUUCUUUCAUGAGGCGGAGAAGUGCCUCCCUGGGGUCCUAUGAUGAUGAGCAAGAGGACUUGACACCUGUGCAGCUCACCAGAAGGAUCCAGACCCUUAAAAAGAAGAUCCGGAAGUUUGAGGACAGGUUUGAAGAGGAGAGGAAGUACAGACCCUCCCACAGUGACAAAGCAGCCAACCCUGAGGUUCUGAAGUGGACAAAUGACUUGGCCAAAUUCCGGAAACAGCUUAAAGAGUCCAAACUGAAGAUGUCUGAAGAGGACCUCACCCCCAGGACACGGCAACGAAGCAACACACUUCCAAAGAGUUUUGGUUCCCAGCUAGAAAAAGAAGAUGAGAAGAAACAUGAACUGGUGGAUAAAGCCAUCAGGCCCAGUGUUGAAGCCACACUGGAAUGUAUACAGAGGAAGCUCCAGGAGAAGCGAGCAGAGUCCAGCCGUCCUGAGGACAUUAAGGAUAUGACCAAGGACCAGAUUGCUAAUGAGAAAGUGGCUCUACAGAAAGCCCUGCUGUACUAUGAAAGCGUCCAUGGACGGCCGGUGACAAAGAAUGAACGUCAGAUUAUGAAGCCUCUAUAUGAUAGGUACCGACUAGUGAAACAGAUCUUGUCCCGGGCCAGCACUGUCCCCAUCAUUGGUUCCCCCUCCAGCAAACGGAGAAGCCCUUUGCUGCAGCCGAUUAUCGAGGGCGAAACUGCUUCCUUCUUCAAAGAGAUCAAGGAACAAGACGAGGGGUCAGAAGAUGACAGCUCCCCAAGGCCAGACUUUCCCGUCACUCUGAAAACAGACUGCAGUGCACAUUGCUUUCUGGACCAACUUGAAGAUGAUGCUGAUGGAUUUAUUUCACCAAUGGAUGACAAAAUACCAUCAAAGUGCAGCCAGGACUCAGGCCUUUCAAACCUCCACUCUGCUUCAAUACCUGAACUCUUGGAAUACCUUCAGGAAAUGAGAGAAGAAAAGAAAAGGAUUCGAAAGAAACUUCAUGAUUUUGAAGACAAUUUUUUUCGACAAAAUGGGAGAAAUGUCCAGAAGGAAGACCGUAUUCCCAUGGCUGAAGAAUACAAUGAAUACAAGCACAUAAAGGCAAAGCUACGACUGCUGGAGGUGCUCAUCAGCAAAAGAGAUGCUGACUCCAAAUCCAUGUGAAUGGCUGGUGGUGCGGACAACAGUUCUCCCAGGAAAGAGCAGCUCUGGGGAGGCAACCUCGGAGCUGUACCCACAAAGCAGUCAAUCUGCCUUUGAGCCAUCAUAUUGGCUCCUGCUUCCAUUGCCUGCCUUAGAAACUACCUGCAUGGAAGAUGCCAGUGUGUCCUGACUUAGGAAUUUUAUAAUGCCAGUGUCAAGACUCCUACAUGUUUCAACGUACACUACAGUAGGAACUUCACUGACAUGAGCAGUGACUAGACACACCACACCAUCAGCCACACCCAUCUGUAGAUAACCCACUGUUUUGUUUUUUUUCCUGACAACCGAGGCCAUUCUAAAACUGUGACAAACACAAGCUCAGGUCUUCCCUCGCAGAGCCCGCUUGUUGUGGAGGUCUGUGCUGUCCCUACCCCACUACAUGGUAACCACGCAUUGGCACACUAUUUGCUGCCUUGGCCAUUUAGCUGUACUUACUCACUCCCAUAAAUCCAUUUCCUCGUUAGCUCUCAGGUAGAUGGAAGCUGCAUCUGCCAGUGGCAGGGUAGUCGUUUUGUUGAUGCCCUCUCUCAGCUGACAGAUUUUAAGUCCCUGCCUCACCUAGUGUAUUCUGAGGACAGAGCGACUACAGAAGUAGCUAUGCAGAUGCUAUUUUUAAAAUCAGGUGACACCUGAAGAGCCUGAAAACUCUUCAAGACACUGACUGCACUUUCCAGUCUCAGAUAUUGAGGCUGAAUACAAAAUGAGGCCAGUGUUUCGAUGAUAACCUGUUUGGGGCUCGAUUUUGUUGUUGCACUAGCCAAACGAAAGGGUCUUGCUUAAUUAUUAGAGUAGGUAUAGAAUGUCAUGGGGCAGAGGGAGUCUGUAUCAGCCUCCUGAACUUACCAGAGCACCAUUUUUCUACGAAAGUAAAUCUGCACUAAAAUCCCUAAAAUGAUGGGUAAGAUGUAGCCCUCAGAGCUCAGCUCACUCUCAAGGCAGAAUCUAGAUCACACCGUUUUCAAAAUGAUACAGCAACAAAAUGGUGUGUGGCCAAUUUUGAUGCUUUUUUUUUUCUUCAAAGACUGUGUCACAAAGCUGUCUAUAUUAGACAUUUUGGAGGGACCAGGGAACUUAAGACACCAGUCAUUCAUCUCUUUUGUGUACCUGCUGUCACUCUGGUGUGUUCUUUCUUUCUAUUUCCCGUGUCUGUCUGAAGAGCACAGGCUUGGCUGUGCAGGCCCCUGUACAAGGUGUAUGACAGCCUUGCUUCUAGAAGACAGCAAGAGGGGUUGGGCAGACAGCAGCGAGACCCUGUUCUGUUUUGAGGGUCAUGUUCCACAGGGUAGUGUUAAUGAGGAGAGUGGAUAAAUGAUAAAACAGGUCUGGGGUUCUCCAGUCAAAUGAUUUUUCAGCACUGCUCUCCUCACUGUAGCUCUGUCAUCAGGAGGCUCUUUCAGUAAUGGGGGUGGGCUGGGUGGGUGAAGAAUUCCUUCAGGUUUGCUUUUACAAGUAAUCACAUAGAAGCAUGAGCUAUGUGUUGGAAAUACUCUUUUUUUGUCUACACACUUAUAGAUGGUACAUAGUCCUACAAAUUUCAAUAUAUACGAAAAUGCAGUUUGAUGUUCUUUGCUCUGCUGUUUACAUUUGCUAUGAUUUCAAGGAGGUAUAGUAUAAAUAAAAUUAUGUAAUGUAGGAUAUUUUCUACUUUCGAAGCCUGAACAUCAAUCAUUCACAUGACCAAAAAUUGUAUUUUUAAAAAGAAAUCCAUAUCUACUCUGUAAUUUUUAAGUCCUUAUUCUCCUAAGUAAACUGUGGAAUAACUCAGAUCAGCACCAGUUAACUUUAAAAGCACAUCUGCUUAAGAGUAGUGUUUUGAAGAAAAAAAAUACACUAGAGAUUUUUUUUAAGCUGCAUACAAAUGAGAAGCUACUAGAUAUUUUGAAAUCCAUUGUUUGUACCAAAGGUAAACGAGCUAAGAUUUAUUCUGGACUCCCCAUUCAGUUUUAUGUGAUCAGGUUACUGCAAAAUAAACCAUGUAUGGAAUAUCA
Molecule: messenger RNA, 4247 nt
Organism: Psammomys obesus (fat sand rat)
Lineage: Eukaryota; Metazoa; Chordata; Mammalia; Rodentia; Muridae
Gene: Fam13a
Product: family with sequence similarity 13 member A
Exons: 18
Coding region: 139-2220 (693 amino acids)
Source: RefSeq, a predicted model, not a curated record